Gaeumannomyces tritici R3-111a-1 is the source of this 1149-nucleotide messenger RNA. Its product is annotated as secreted protein. The record is from RefSeq and is a predicted model, not a curated record. The transcript has a single exon. Bases 313 to 1146 code for a protein of 277 amino acids. NCBI's taxonomy places the organism in Eukaryota, Fungi, Ascomycota, Sordariomycetes, Magnaporthales, Magnaporthaceae.
AGGAAGCGCAGUCCCGUGCCGCGCGGGGCGAGAUGUGCACUACAGUGCUACCUUUAAACAAGGCCACAAUGCCAAGUAGCAGGAAGAAGCCGUGUUGGUAGCGCAGGGCGUGGUCAUCUAGAUGGACGGUCCGCACGUUGCAAAAGCGAUAUAUAAGAUGGGGGGGGGGGGGCGCACCUCUCAAGUUGGCCACGAAAUAUCAUCCAGAUCAUCAAAGUCUCAUUCCAAAAGAUAACGAUAGACCAGCGAAUUCAUCGACACCCAUCACACUUAUAACCAACAUAAACUUGCCUUCCACUGCCUUAUCCCAAGAUGCGGUCCAUCUCCACUGCCGCCGCGGCUCUCAUCGGCACCGCCACCCUCGCGGCCGCCAACCCCGCCGUCGUGCAGGAGCGCGACUUCCACAAGCUGCCAGAUCAGGCCAGCGGCUCGCUCUCUAAGCGCGACGUCCUGACGCCACUCCCCGGGCGCGCCAGCGAGCUCGAGAACAAGUACCAGCCGUACACGGACUUUGACAAAGACGGCUGCUACUACACGGCGGCAGUCGGGGCUGACGGCAAGAAGAACGGCGGGCUCAACGCCGGGCAGGGGGUGCCGCCCAACUGCCUCCGCGCCCAGUGCCGCGACAACAACCGGCUCGAGAACAACAACCUGUACAGCCGCAGCCGGUGCAACAACGGCUGGUGCGCCAUCAUGUACGAGUACUACUUCGAGAAGGACCAGAUCGUGUGCGGCAUCUACGGCGUGGCCGCGCACAAGCACGACUGGGAGAACGUCGUCGUGUUCGUGAAAGACGGCAACGUCAAGCGCGUGGCGCCCAGCUGCCACGGCAAGUACGACAAGGCCACCAACUCGCCGCCGCUCAAGGACGGGCGCCCCAAGGUCGUGUACCACAAGGACGGCGGCUCGACGCACUGCUGGCGCAUCGCCAACGACAAGGACGACGCGAUAGAGAACUACACGGGCGAGUGGUUCCUCGGCCAGCUCGUCGGCUGGGAUAACUGGCCCAACGUCGGCCUCCGCAACACCGCCAUGGAGGACUUUGGCGGCCCGCGCGCAAAGCUCCGCGACGAGGCCUUUGCAGACAACCUGAAAAAGGCCAUGGACGGCAGCAUCACCGGCUUCGACCCUAAUGUUGACCAGUAAGGG